AAUAGUAAAGGAAAGGGAAAUUAGAUGUCUCACCAAAAAACGAGAAAAAGGAAGAGGAAUUACUAGCGAUCUGGGGCAAAUUGCCUUUUGGGGGUUCCAGGCACCAAAACUUUCAUCUGAAUCGAUGCCCCCAGAUCCGGCAAUCCUCUCGUCCACUUCGGUUAAUUCUCCCUCCUUUCUUCGAGUUAGUUUCUUUCCUUCCUUUGUCAAUCCACCGAGAGGAUCAAGCGGGAAAAAAACAAUAACUACCUACUCUUCCUCUCUUCUCCUUCCUGACUUUACCUUAUGAACGUCCGGUUGGCUGAGCUCGCCGGAGAUCGAUCCAACCCUCGGCUGCCCGUGGCACUUGUUGCGAUGGGGUCCGUUGAUGAUAAUGAGCUUGCUGGUAUAGAAGAUAUGGGCAAUGGGGAGGAUGACAGUGAUGAAGUUGUGUUGAAUGAUGCGGAACCUUCAUCAGGAAGUCAGACUGGGAGAAAGUGUUGCAGAAAUAGUGAUCUUGAAGCUCACAUGUCAUUUGCUAUGCUGGACGCAAGAAUGUACAAGACUGCAAACUGCAUUAUCAUAACUUGUUUGCCCACUCUCGCUGUUUUCUUACCACGUAGAACAUUCUGCUGCAGGUCUGUGAUCAGUCUGUUGUUUCUAGGUUGCCUUGCUGAUUCGGGUCAGUCCUGUCCCAAAACUAGCUCCUUUAUUGGGUUUGAAUCCCAAUUCACCAUGGUGCAGCACCAGCUUCGUGGAGUGAUGACCAUAGUUGACGACUGCUCGUUCAGGGUUUCUGAAUUCGACAUGUUAUCAGGCCUGGAUGUUCAUUGGUGGGGAGCCAGUGCUGCUGAUUUUGUCAACCUCACCAAGGGCUUUGUGGUCUCCAAUCAGAAGCUUAACGAGACAUAUAAAAAUGCAUCUUUUGUUGUUAAAUUGAGCAAAAAUGUCACUUGGGAGAAGAUCCAAGUCCUUUCGGUGUGGGACAUUCCCACAGCCUCUGAUUUUGGACACAUUAUUCUGAAGAAUGAGUCCGCUCUAGCCUCCACAUUAAACCCUGUAUUCCCUACAAUGCCAUCUGAGAACAAUUCUAGUCAAGUUAAAGAGAAAGGUUGGAUCUUCACUACGCCAACAAUGUUUGAUAACUGCAAGGUACUGACUAAAGACUAUCGAGUAAGGUGGAGUCUGAGUGCCAAUAAGAAUUUCAUCGACAUAGGAUUGGAAUCAGCUAUGGGUAUUCAGAAUUAUAUGGCAUUUGGAUGGGCCAAUCAUAAGUCCAAUUCAGAAUUAAUGAUUGGUGCUGAUGUAGCUGUGGCUGGGUUCACUGAGGAAGGAUGGCCAUUUGCUGAUGAUUUUUUCAUUACAAAGUAUGGUGAAUGUACUGUAAACGAGGAUGGUUCAGCUGAUGGAGUUUGCCCUGAUACCAUAUUCGCAGGAUCAGACCCAGUCGGUUUGGUGAACAACACCCAGACCAUCUAUGGCCACAGGAAGGAUGGUGUGUCCUUUGUUAGGUACAGGAGGCCUUUGAUUCCUAUAGAUAAGAAGUAUGAUUUGCCCGUGAAUUACACACAAAAGAUGAUCGUGAUCUGGGCUAUAGGUCUGAUGAGGCCGCCAGAUUCGUUUAGACCUUAUUACCUUCCUCAGAAUCAUGGAGGUCCAGAGGAUGUAACUUUCGGGCAUCUACUGCUUAAUGUAUCAGAGAAAGUGAAUGAUUGUGUUGGGCCAUUGGAUGCUGCAGACAAGGAAGAUCAGGAUUUGAUAAUUGCAGAUGGAAACGUGCCUCUUGUUGUUACUUCUGGGCCUGCACUACACUAUCCUAAUCCGCCCAACCCAGCAAAGGUAUUUUACAUUAAUAAUAAGGAAGCUCCCGUUUUAAGAGUUGAGAGAGGUGUACCUGUAACUUUCUCUAUGGAAGCGGGACACGAUGUUGCAUUGUAUAUAACUUCAGACUUGCUUGGCGGGAAUGCCACUUUGAGAAACACCACUGAAACCAUCUAUGCAGGAGGGCCUGAAGCCGAGGGUGUUCCAGCUGAUCCAAUGGACUUAGUUUGGGCGCCAGAUAGGAAUACACCUGAUCAAGUAUACUAUCAAUCAUUGUAUCAGCAGAAAAUGGGAUGGAGGGUUCAGGUUGUUGAUGGGGGUCUAUCUGAUAUGUACAACAACAGUGUUUUCCUAGAUGAUCAGCAAGUAACCUUCUUUUGGACAAUGUCCGAUGAAACCAUAUCGAUUGCAGCUCGAGGAGAGAAAAAAAGUGGUUAUGUUGCAAUAGGGUUUGGUGAUGGGAUGGUGAACAGCUUUGCUUAUGUUGGCUGGGUUGAUGAUGAAGGAAAAGGGCAUGUAAAAACAUAUUGGAUUGAUGGAAAGGAAGUGAUGAGUGUGCAUGCUACGAAUGAGAAUUUGACUCAUGUUAGGUGCAAAUCUGAGAACGGGGUCAUUACCUUAGAGUUCACAAGGCCCUUGAACCCCACUUGUGUUGGCCAGGUAGAGUGCAACAACAUUAUCGAUCCCACUAGUCCUCUUAAGGUUGUGUGGGCACUGGGUGCUAGUUGGUCAGAUGAGCAUCUGAGUGAGGAGAACAUGCAUUCAGCAACAAGUCAAAGGCCCAUGCGUGUUUUACUCAUGGGUGGAUCAACAGAAGCAGAGCAAGAUAUUCGACCGGUGUUGGCUGUGCAUGGAUUCAUGAUGUUCCUUGCUUGGGGUAUUUUACUCCCUGGUGGUAUUCUUGCAGCUAGAUACUUGAAGCAGGUUAAGGGUGAUGGUUGGUACCGGAUUCAUGUCUACUUGCAGUACUCAGGCUUGGCCAUUGUCUUGCUCGGCUUUCUUUUUGCAGUAGCUGAACUUCACGGCCUGUAUGUGAGUUCAUUGCACGUUAAGGUUGGGCUAACUGCUAUAUCUUUGGCAUGCGCCCAACCGGUGAAUGCUUUCAUGAGGCCCAAAAGACCUGGUAAUGGAGAAGUUACCAGGAAAAGGCUUAUGUGGGAAUACUUCCAUGCUAUAGUUGGAAGGUCUGCCAUCAUCUUCGGGAUCAUUGCGGUGUUCACAGGGAUGCAACAUUUGGGAGAUAGAUAUGGAGGGGAAAACGUUGGUGGUUACAUUUGGGCAAUGAUAGCUUGGUUCCUGAUUGGAGGGUUGCUGUUAUUGUAUCUUGAAUAUAGAGCCAGGAAGAGAACAAGGGACAGAUUAUACGCGGGAAGAAGUAACUGGGUGCUGGGUCAUGUUCAAGAAGAUGAUUCUAUUGAUCUCCUGAACCCAACUAGGGCUUCUGCCAAAACAGGGUUGCAAGAUUCUGGAAGAAUGGAAGUCCAGUUAGAGCCUUUGAAUAGAUAA
Linum tenue is the source of this 3306-nucleotide messenger RNA. Lineage: Eukaryota; Viridiplantae; Streptophyta; Magnoliopsida; Malpighiales; Linaceae. The record is from the annotation of a GenBank genome assembly.